AUGCCCGCGACUCUCUCGCAUUUAUCGACCAAAUUCUUGCGCGUUUGUUCUUCGAGUCCUUUUCCGCUCUCGCCAGCGCCGCUCCGCGCGUUGAAAGCUCCGCGCAGCCACCUUACACGUGUCACGUCCCUGCCGCGCGCGAAACAGCCCCCGGCGCAUUUCGCGCUUUCCGGCUCGCACGCCUGUCAAGUAUCUCGACUUGCUUAUUCCUCCCUCCCGCCGCUCAUCCCGCCGUUCAGCCCGCCGCUCCUUGCGCCGCAAUUUGCUCACGCGCAGUUGCCGCAGCCACCGUUCCGCGCUGUGCGCGGAAUGUCGUCCGGAGGAGGAGGUGCAGGCGCUGGAGUUGCGCGCGUGGGGGGAGAGGGCGCAGCUGCGGUGGCCGCGCCAAGCGCGGGCGCAGCAGUUGGUGCGCCCGCGCUUGUCCCCCCCGCGCUCGUGGUGCUAGAGGGGGUGGCGGAGCGGGAAGGGGAGAUUGUCGCGACUGUGCGGAUAGAUGCGCGGGUGACUCGGGAAGAGGAGGGGCGCAGGGAUGCAGAGGGGCGAGGGGAAGGGGGGGAGGAGGGGGGAGAAUGCGCGGAGAGGCAUGAGGGGGUGCAGUCUCACGUGGUGCAGGUGAAGGCUGGGGCAGGCGUUACCCGUAAGGAAUUAGAGUACGUGCCUCUUCCUUACCCUCUUCCACCCACCCACGCAACCCCACUCCUCAUCUCCCUCUCUCUUCUCUCCCUUUCCUUGCCCUCACUCUUUCCACUUUCUCCUCUCCCGCACCCUCCCCCUCUUCUGCACCACCUCCCUUUCUCCUCCUCUUCCCUCACUCUCAUAAGUGCUGCCUUACCUUACUUCCCCCUCCCCUUGCACUGCCUGCUGCAUUUCCUGCAUCUCUGCCUCUCUACCUCCCUGCACCCCCUUCACCUUCUCCCCAUCUUCCCCCCUCUCCCCCCAAUCAGGGCGGCGGUGCUCUCUCCCCCCUUCGUGGCAUGGCUACAGCAGAUGGCAGCAGGCAAUGGGCUGCUUGGCGCGCAGGGGGGGUGUGACGGCGCCAAGUGUGCUUUAAACGGGGUGACAGUGCAGAGUGUGGACAUGUUCGGGGCGGGCAAGGUGGGCUUCGUGAAGUUCAAGGCUGACGUCACGGACGUCACUACAGGCGCCAAGGUGUGUAACGUGUUGCUGCUACAGUUGGGGAGGAGAGUGCUACAGGGGGGGUGCAGAGAGUGGACAUGCGCCAAGUGUGCGCUAAACGGGGUGACAGUGCAGAGCGUGGACAUGUUUGGGGCGGGCAAGGUGGGCUUCGUCAAGUUCAAGGCUGACGUCACGGACGUUGCUACAGGCGCCAAGGUGCGUGCGUGGUAUGGGUGGGGAGGAGAGCGCUACAGCCGGGGAGCAGAGAGUGGACGGCGUUCUUUCCAUUCUCCCUCCCCUGCCUUUUCUCCUUCCACUGCUUCUCUGCCAGGCAUAGUGUUCGCACGUGGCCCAGCAGUGGGCAUCUUCAUGCUGCUGCGCGUGGCAGAGCCACAGCCACAGCCACAGACACAAGGGGACGGCCCACCCGAACCCCCCACUGACUAUGUUGUUCUCACAGAACAGGCGCGGGUACCUGUGGGAAGAGUGCUGCUGGAGAUGCCAGCUGGCAUGCUGGACGGCAAUCAUGGCGAGUAUGUCGGGACCGCAGCAAAGGAGGUGAAGGAGGAGACGGGCAUCACAGUGCGCCAUGACCAUCUCAUCAACCUCACCGCCUUCCUGGAACCUUCCACCGGACAACAGAUGCUGCCUUCCCCGGGUGGGUGCGACGAGGGCAUUCUGCUCUUCCUCUAUCGAGCCACCGUAUCACCUGCUCGGAUAGCCAAGCUACAGGGCCGGCAGACGGGGCUACGGCACGAGGGGGAGCUGAUCAAGGUGCACGUGCGGCCUCUGGACAGCAUCUGGCGCCAUUCCGCGGACUGCAAGGUGCUGGCGGCCGUGGCGCUGUAUCAGAACGCUCUCAGGGAGGGGCUGCUGAGGGAUGAGUUCCCUGCUGUGGAGGAGACCGAUGGGGGCAGCAGCGAUGGGGAGUGA
Molecule: messenger RNA, 2049 nt
Organism: Closterium sp. Naga37s-1
Lineage: Eukaryota; Viridiplantae; Streptophyta; Zygnematophyceae; Desmidiales; Closteriaceae
Source: the annotation of a GenBank genome assembly